Camellia sinensis is the source of this 596-nucleotide messenger RNA. Lineage: Eukaryota; Viridiplantae; Streptophyta; Magnoliopsida; Ericales; Theaceae. The record is from RefSeq and is a predicted model, not a curated record.
GAACCAUCUCUCCCUUAUAUUCUCUCAUGUCUUGAGAAUGUAGAGAGAGAGAGAGAGAGAGAGAGAGAAUGGAAGAACAAGUGGAUUUGGUAGGGAGGUCAUUUGUGGAUCAUUACUACCAUCUCUUUGACAAUGAUAGAUCUUCUCUGUAUUCUCUGUACCAACCCACCUCCAUGUUCACAUUUGAGGGCCAGUUGAUACAGGGGGUUGAAGAUAUCUCAAACAAGCUUAACCAAUUGCCUUUUGACAAAUGUCAACACGAUAUUAGCACCAUCGAUUCACAGCCGUCGUGCACCGGAGGCAUCAUGGUUUUUGUCAGCGGCAGCCUUCGACUGUCAGGAGAGGAGCACUCUCUCAGAUUUAGCCAGAUGUUUCAAUUGAUUCCAACAAUGCAAGGAAGCUUUUUUGUGCAGAAUGACAUUUUCAGGCUCAAUUAUGGUUGAAAUUGAUCCGUUGUUGUUGUUGUUCUCCGUUGAGUUCUGAUAAUUAAUAUAAUUGUAAUUGCUUUUUUGUUGAUUCAACCAAAAAGCUUCUCUUUUUCUGAAUUCUUGGUGGUUUUUCUAAUCCAAAAUAAUCUGAGAGAAUAGAUUGUUCCA